Saccharomyces paradoxus is the source of this 969-nucleotide messenger RNA. It is a transcript of the gene NTR2, whose product is annotated as Ntr2p. Bases 1 to 969 code for a protein of 322 amino acids. The record is from RefSeq and is a predicted model, not a curated record. NCBI's taxonomy places the organism in Eukaryota, Fungi, Ascomycota, Saccharomycetes, Saccharomycetales, Saccharomycetaceae. The transcript has a single exon. Gene Ontology annotation, biological process: spliceosomal complex disassembly. Gene Ontology annotation, cellular component: U2-type post-mRNA release spliceosomal complex.
AUGGCGAUUAAGAAAAGAAACAAAAUUAGGUUACCAAGUGAUCACCCUGAGGAGCUUGGAGUUGAUGGUUCUGCUCAUAGGCCAACACAGCAAAUUAAGGCCGUAACGCUGAACGAUUUUGAAGAUGAUGACAACGAUGUUUGUGCUCUGCAACCAAUAAAGUUUAAGAAAGUGCCCAAGCGCGACAUUACCUUUGAUGGUGAGCAAGCAAUAAAGGAGAAUGAUUCGCAUUAUAAAGACCUCUACCAUUCAAAGAAAAAUACCGAUACAUCGAUGGGGAACAAAGAUGAUGCGGUGGUUCUUAAUAUGGAAGACUUAGUGGAAGGAAACCACGAUUUAUUAAGUGAUUCCUCGGAGGCUAGUAAUAGCUUCGAAGGCGAGCACACUACUAGUAUACCAACUCGAGAAGAAAUUGCAAAACUGAAGGCACAGAAAUCAAUUUCUAGAAGGAAAAUCAGUAAAAGCGAUGUCGUAAGAGAGAGAGACUAUGUAAAACUGUUAGACAGUGAGGAUAAACGUGAGAUUAUGGAGACAAUAAAAUCGAAUGGUGGUCUGAAACGCACCAAUGAAAAAGAGAUUGAGAAUUUCAGUGACGAUGAAAUGCAGGGCUUUCAAGACGAAAGGCUAGCACUCACAGAUAAUCAAAUUGCCAUUCAAAAGGAUUCUAAAAGAAAGAUUAUUGAGGAAGCCAUAAAUGAUGCGCCUUACAGAGUCGAUGAAGAAUGGGAGACGCAGCUUUUAAGCAAGGGAAAUAUACACAAACCGAAUGAAGGAAUCAUCACAUCCCUACCAAUACUUUUCCCAGACGAUGAUGAAAGUGACAACACCAUUGAGGAGAUAAGCGAGAUGGUUUCGAAGAUCUGCUUGCAAAGGAAGAAGGUUGAAAUGAGAUUGCAAGCUUUAGAAAAGGCAAAAAUUGACUUGGAAAAUUCUAAGACAAACCUAAUAAAUAAGCUCAUAGGCAACUGA